This is a messenger RNA of Toxotes jaculatrix (banded archerfish), 4741 nucleotides long. RefSeq names its product serine/threonine-protein kinase DCLK2-like. Gene Ontology annotation, biological process: protein phosphorylation; intracellular signal transduction. Lineage: Eukaryota; Metazoa; Chordata; Actinopteri; Toxotidae. Bases 350 to 2542 code for a protein of 730 amino acids. Gene Ontology annotation, molecular function: protein kinase activity; ATP binding. The transcript has 15 exons. Gene Ontology annotation, cellular component: microtubule cytoskeleton. The record is from RefSeq and is a predicted model, not a curated record.
AAGAGCGUGCAGCUGGAUUUACAGCAGGGUUACCUGAUCUAGAGACUGUCCAUCUUUUUAUUGGGAUUGUCCCUCGGGCAGGACCAGAACCAGGUAAUCAAAAAACAAAUUUUCUUUUUGCUGGUUCUUCAGUCAUUUGGACUACAAAGCAUUUUACAAAGCAAGUCUACACGUAGAACAAGAUUUGGAGUUAGAGCUGGAUUUUCAGAAUCUAAAACCACUUUCAAAGUAGAGACAAGUUAUUUCUCCAAGAAACCCGCAACCAGAAUAAAAGCCUUAUUCACCGCUGUUGGAAGAUGAAUUGUAUGUAGUAGGGACUCUGUUGAACGCUACUGGAUCAGUAUUCAUCAUGUCUCUGAGUAAGACCCUCGAGCUGGAGCACUUUGACGAACGUGACAAGGUUCGCCGGGGACGCUCCACCCGCGCCAAGAGAGAUGACUCCACAAGCAGCGCUGGCGGUGGGGGGUCCGGCCCCAGCUCCAGGGGCAGUAGCCUGGUUCCCAGCCCCGCCCACAGCGCCAACUGCAGCUACUACCGGACCCGAACCCUGCAGGCGCUCACCUCCGAGAAACGGGCCAAAAAGGUCCGGUUCUACCGCAACGGGGACCGGUACUUCAAGGGCCUGGUGUACGCCGUCUCCAGUGAUCGGUUCCGUUCCUACGAUGCACUGUUGAUGGAGCUGACGCGCUCGCUGGCGGAUAACCUGCAUCUGCCACAGGGGGUGCGCACAAUCUACACCAUAGAUGGCAGCAAGAAGAUCACCAGUAUGGACGAGCUGGUGGAAGGUGAGUGCUACGUUUGUGCCUCCAAUGAGCCUUACCGGAAGGUCGACUACACCAAGAUCUCCAUCCCAAGCUGGAAACCCGGGGCUAGUACCGGGACAGGCACAGCAAGCUCGACCCGGUCCGCCACCGCAUCCACUGGGGUGUCGGCGAGCACCGCCGUCAGCUCCAAAGAGCGCCCUGAAGGUCGAGAGGCCAGGGAGAGCAAAGACUUCAUCAAGCCCAAGCUGGUGACGGUGAUCCGCAGCGGCGUGAAGCCUCGCAAGGCCGUGAGGAUCCUGCUGAACAAGAAGACGGCUCACUCCUUUGAACAGGUGCUGGCCGACAUCACGGAGGCCAUCAAGCUGGACUCUGGGGCUGUGAAGAGGCUGUACACGCUGGACGGAAAACAGCUGACUUGUCUGCAGGAUUUCUUUGGGGAUGACGAUGUGUUCAUGGCGUGUGGGCCUGAGAAAUUUCGUUACGCCCAGGACGACUUUGUGCUCACACACAGCAGCAAAACACAGGCUUUUGUUAAUGAGUGCAGGGCCAAAGCAUCCCGCACCGCUGUCCCUCAGAAAACUACAACUCCCAAGACUCCCAGCAGCUCCGGGCUGUCCUCCUCUAAGACUCCACCCAAAGGCCCGUCCAGGACGAAGUCUCCUGGCCCAGCCAAUGAGGCGUCAGGAUCACAGGCAGCAGGGAAGUCAUCCAGGUCCAGCCCCUCCCCCACCAGCCCCGGGACUCGACGCAGCCUCAAGAUUUCCCCUCGUCGCGGUUCCUCCACCGAUGUCAACGGAGAGGCCGAGCAGCCGGACGACGCCACUGUGGAAGUCAACGGGAAUCGAUCCGUUUCUUCAUCCAUCAUCAACGAGAAGUACAAAGUGGGUAAAGUGAUCGGAGACGGAAACUUUGCGGUGGUGAAGGAGUGCGUGGAGAGGUCGACCGGACAGGAGUACGCCCUGAAGAUCAUCGACAAAGCUCGCUGCUGUGGGAAGGAGCACCUGAUAGAGAACGAGGUGGCGGUGCUGCGGAGGGUUCGACAUCCGAGCAUCAUCCAGCUAAUCGAGGUGGAUGAAACGCCCUCUCAGCUGUUCCUGGUCAUGGAGCUCGUCAAGGGUGGAGACCUGUUCGACGCCAUCACCUCCUCCACCAAGUACAGCGAGCGUGACGCCAGCGCCAUGGUGUUCAACCUGGCCGGAGCCAUCAAGUACCUGCACCGAAUGAACAUCGUCCACAGAGACAUCAAGCCCGAGAACCUGCUGGUGUGUGAAUAUCCAGACGGCACGAAGUCGCUGAAGCUGGGUGAUUUCGGUUUGGCGACGGUGGUGGAGGGGCCGCUGUACACGGUCUGCGGCACGCCCACGUACGUUGCCCCGGAGAUCAUCGCAGAGACCGGUUAUGGUCUGAAGGUUGAUAUCUGGGCAGCAGGAGUGAUCACCUACAUCCUGCUGUGUGGAUUCCCUCCAUUCAGAAGUGAGAACAACGUCCAGGAGGAGCUGUUUGAUCAGAUCCUCAGAGGGAAGCUGGAGUUUCCGUCUCCGGACUGGGACAGCAUCAGUCUGCCUGCAAAGAUGCUGAUCAGUCAGAUGCUGCAGGUGAACGUCGAUGCGCGGUUCACUGCUGAGGAGGUCCUGUCGCACCCCUGGGUGACGGAUGAGGCUCCCGUAGACUCCAACACUGUGAGCAGCACUGAAGACCAGACCAGUGGAGACGCACUGGAACCAGAGCAGGAAUCACCAGUACUGGAAACCAAACAAAUUCCCUCACCUCUGGUCUAGAACCCGACCAGUUCCCUGUUUUUGUUUUGUUUUUUUCCAAUGAAAGCUAAAUGAGUUCCAUCACUGCCAGUCCAGGACACAUCCUGCUUCAGCCAAUGAUUGGAAAACCAAUGAUUUUCAAGUCCACCACCAUCCAGUCCAGGACAGGAAACCAAACAAGUGUCCUCACCACUGUUCUUGGACAAGUUCCAUUUCAUCCUCUGGAAACUGAACAGUUUAGUGAAAGUUUUCCACCUCUGAACUAAAACACAUCCCUCUUUCUUCUACUGAAAACCACACAAAUCCUGCUGCUUCUUCUAGAGACCAGUUCCCACAGAUCUGGUCCUGAACCUGUUCCUUUUUCCAUUGCAGAAAACGAACAGGCUCGCUCACCUGCUGGAACCUGGCCAGGUCUGUCCCCCUCUGGUCUGGGACACGUGCUGUCUGCUCCUCUGGAGGCAAAUCAAGUUCUCUAGUAUUAUUUCUAAUUUGCUGCCUGAAAACUGUCCUCAGCUCUGGCCCAGAACAGUCCCAUCCUCAAGUCCCGUCUCCGCUGCUGUCCUGGAAAGUAUUUCCGUCCUCUUUGAUGAGCUCCACUGGACGUCUGUCAAAGGUCCAUUUUGCUCUGGUAGAGGAUUCCCAUAGACACUAAUGAAGUCACCUCACUGCUGCUUAAAGGACAUAAACCAUAUCAACACUGGAACACCAUGAAGGUGCUAUUGGACUGUUUCACUACCCAGUGUCUCAUGGGACCAUUUCUUGAAAAUGGCCAUUACGUCUGGUCUGAGUGAGACUGAACUCUGAGGCCCUGAGAAAAGGCCUCGGUCCACGUUCACUACUGAUUCAUUUACAAAACUCUGCCUCUGGUUUGGGGAUUAUUUCCUCUGCAGUCGCUGCCUCUUGGCGACCAGGAUGUCUUCCAUUUAUUCUGGGAAACGUCCCAUUUCUCCUGCCUUUGCCCUCCAGCUCUCCUUCUGCUGGCCUGAAGGACGUUUCUCAUUUCUUCUACGUGGCGCCCACAAUUCCAAGGAUUCGAGUACUGUGCCUGUUUACGCUGCUGACGAAUCCCUCCCCCUUUCCUCCACAAGCUCAGAGCGCAGCACUUGUAUUAACACAUGAGGCUAAUUGUCUUCAGCUUUUACAGAUUUCAGCUAAAAUAAACCUUAGUUUGACAUAUUUAAAUCUAAGUAUGGAGCUGGAGCCGGGAGGUGAUUAAACUAGCUCAGCUCCGUUCACAGUUAAAAACCGCACCUAACAGAACCAAUAAAGAUCAUUACUUAACAUGUUAUAUUUUAUUUGUUUAAUACACACACGUGAAAACUGGUGCUCUUCCAAGAAACAGCACAGCAUGUUUCUCUUCAUAAUAAUUCAGCUUUAGAGGCGUUAGUAAAGGUAUUUUUGAACGGAGGGACUCAGGCUAGCAGUUUCCCCCUGCCUCCAGUCUUUAUGCUAAGCUAGGCUAAGUGUCAAACUGUUCCUUUCAACUUAAAUUGAAUGGAUUUUGUGUUCGCACGCAUCUUAAAGGUGUUUUCUGAUCCAGGAAGACGCAGUAAACCCGGAGGAGGCCAACAGAAAACUGAGACAGUGCACACGGAUGGUUAAUAACAGAGCCACCGCUUUGCAAAUUAUAUUUUUAAAACCUGAUCUCCACUUGAAUUUUGGUUGUACAGAUUUUUUUUUAAAAACCAGAAUCAGAAAAAAAGAGUUGAGUGAUUCAGUUUUGAAAAAUGAAAACAAUGAGCCUUCUCUACAUACACUCAGUGUCCUCUUCACCUGUCCCCCAGGCUUCGUACUGUAUCUCAAAUUAACUAAGAGACUUUCAAACCUCACGAUUUAAAAAAAAGAAAAAAAAGAAAAAAAUUUUCCACAGCCGUCUGAGGUUCGUACCUGCAGUAUGACUGAGCUAAAAGGCACGUUUCAGUCCAGACCAUCACCUCCCACCUGCAGUUUACGGAGGAUAAACUAUGUUGUAAAUACUGUAAAUAUCACUCUGUCUGUUGGUGUCUGUCUGUGUGAGUCUGUUGUGAAGUAGGGAAACAGUAGCAGUUAAAAAAAAAAAAAAAAAAGUUCUACAAUUAAAAGAAAUAAUCUCAUCACAGACAUGAUGUGUCAGCACCCAGAAAAAAAACCUUGUUUUUCCCAAAGAGACACCGUAACUUUAAUAAAAAGAAAAAAAAAAAGAUUUUCCACAUUGAUAUGGAAACAUUUUCACACUGUAAA